Messenger RNA from Synchiropus splendidus (mandarinfish), 3275 nucleotides. It is a transcript of the gene fastk, whose product is annotated as Fas-activated serine/threonine kinase. The record is from RefSeq and is a predicted model, not a curated record. Bases 514 to 3108 code for a protein of 864 amino acids. Gene Ontology annotation, biological process: regulation of mitochondrial mRNA stability; mitochondrial RNA processing. The transcript has 11 exons. Gene Ontology annotation, cellular component: mitochondrial matrix; ribonucleoprotein granule. Gene Ontology annotation, molecular function: RNA binding. Lineage: Eukaryota; Metazoa; Chordata; Actinopteri; Syngnathiformes; Callionymidae.
AGCACCUACCAGCCGAGGUCGCAGCAGUCGCCGGAAGUCCGUGCACAAGCGCAUGAAACGGUGAGCCAUCCUCACACACCGAACUAAUGCGAGGUUAUUCAGCUUCUACAGGCAUCUUCGUGUCAUAAUGGUCUCGGUAACAGCCUGCUCCGCCAUCGUACGGCACACUCUUCUUCGUGGAAGGUCGACAUUGGAGCGCCCCCUGCCGUUAACAGCUGAGACUCCAGUCCACCUCUGCAGCCCGAGUCCACAGUUUCUGGUUGAAAACAGCAACAGUGAUUCGGGUCAAAGGUAGAUCGGAUCAAAAGUGCGUCGCUGUGUUUUCAUGAAUCCGGGGUUGAACUUGUGACCGGCGCGGGACGCUGUUGUGCGCUGUCACAGUUGCAUGCCGGGUACAUGAGGAGGAUGCGUCCGUGGACUUGACGGAGAACUGAAGUCCGAUCGAGGCCUCGCGGUGUGGACCGGGCCGGCCGCCGGGUCCCCGAACUAUGAGGACGUCCUGGUUGCAGGACUAUGCUAUAUUUGGCCACUAGGGGGCGUCGCCUUUUCAGAGCCCACCUCCUCCUCGGUUACCAUCCGCCUAAGCCUGCUGUUCUGUGCUGUAUCAUGUACACUACUCGCCUCUACACCUCGGGGGGAGGAAGCGGAACCAAGCCGGGACGGAGGGGGGCUAUGCUUGAGGUGCCCCACCCCUCCCACAUGCCCCCCCACCCUGCAUACGCCUUGUACCCUGGACGUCAUGACAGUCAUAGAGAAGCACACUUCCACUAUCACGCCCAUCUUUCGUCCCCCCAUAUGACCCCGCUGACGCCCCAUUACAUGCAACAAGCCCACUUCCAGACCUACGGAGGAGGUGUGUCGGCCGGGGGCCAGUCAGCACCUGUGGGCAGGAAGAAGGCCUGGACUUUUAUCCAGGAGAAGAUGAGCUACGACACCUUCUUCACCAUGAAGCGUUUGAUCGAACGCUCGCGACGCCCCGACGAAGUCCUGCGUUGGCUUACCCAGAAUCCUGCCAAGAUCUCCCACAAUCAUUACCCCGUAGCUCUGCAGAGGAUCGGGCAGCUGCUGCAGGGUUCACACGCCUCCCAGACGGCAAGAGACUUGAAGACCUCUGGGGCAGCCUCGAGUUCUGAUGGACGUCAGAUCCUGGAGCAGCAAGACUUUCAAACUCUCUGCUGUGCCAUCGUCCAAGACUGCGCCAAGUUUGACAACUUCAGCAUUGUGAACUGUCUAUACGCUGUGGCGACACUCGGUCUUCCUGGUGACUCUCAGGUGGUACAGGUGUUGGAGGCGGAGUCGAAGUCCAGAUUGGACCAGUUCAACCAGAAGGACUUGUCAAUGGUCUUCAGCUCCAUCAUGAAGCUCCACCCUCAGACUCAGCACCCGCUAACGGAGGCGUGUCUGUCUGGUCUGGAGAGGAACCUGGAGCGAGAGUGCCAUCCGCAGACACUCUUCCUGCUCCUCUCCUACUACAAAUUCAAGUGGCGCGCCCUGCAGGAGCCACCUGACCCCGCAGGAGGAGACGCCACCUGCACCUCGACCCAAAGCCCAGAAUUGUUGACCAUCAAUAGGAAAAUCCUGCGAUUGGUCAAACACAUACUGGCCAGCGUGCCAGCCGUACGGGACCAGGAGCUGGUUCUGCUGGACGAGAUGCUCGCGGCGUGCGUCAGCGAGGCUAGUAACAAGAGUCUGGAGUCCAUCUUUAGUUCCCAGAUCUUCUAUCAGAACCGACAGGAGCGCUUCAUCAGCAGUCUUGCUGGAGAGCUGCCCCGGAAGUUGGAUGUCAUUACUCCGUUCACAGUUGCUCUGAUUGCAAAGUACGUGGCCCGACAUCGACUCAGGGAAACCCGUCUUCUGGACGCCAUAGCAGACUUUGUGGUGAAGAGAGCGGAGGCGCUGGACAGCAAAGUGAUCCAGAAGCUGGUCUUCCCCUUCAGCAGAAUGAGCUACCACCCGGCCAACCACAAGCAGUUCUUCUCCCGUCUGGAGGAAGUGGUGGACCUGAAGGCUCUCAGCUCUCCGCUUGCCACCGUGAACAUCCUCAUGUCGCUGUUUCAGCUGGGCCAUGUCCCUGGACCCGUCCUGCCGAGGGUUUUCUGCCCAACAUUCAUCAGCAACGUCACCAAUAGUCCGUACGCUCUGAUCGCCCGACGUUACCUGUCUUUGCUGGACGCUGCCGUGUCUCUCGAGUACCCGGAGUACACAGGCCCACGCCUCCAAGAUGACCACAAGGUCGUAAUGUUUGACCACAUUCUCACGGCAGAUGAGGUCAACCGCAAGUACAGCUACAAAGGUCUGGUGUCUGAGGCACUCAGGCAGCUUCUCGGGGAACAGAACUUCAUGCAGGACCAGAUCCUGGAGCCUGGGUACCACACAGACUUCCUGUUGAUGCUGGACGGUUCUGGUCGGGUUCUGCCGCUGCACCGCUGCACCACCUUACCCAAACCUCCGGACGACAUCAUUUCGAUCACGUCAGACUUUCAGAACUUUGAUCCGUUUUCCUCGCUGGAAGAUGGUGGCGGGGCGGAGUCUUUUUCACAGGGUGAAGCUGGCAAUGACCCAGUGACAACAAACCCCCCGCUGGCACCGGCAGGUCCACCACGGUCAGGAAUUGAUGGCGGCCCGCUGGUGUUUGGGUCCUAUUAUGCAACCCCUUCUGAGUUUUAUUCGGGUUUGGUGAAGGAGAACUCAAUGGAGAGCCAGGACUCCUCGCUCAGCAGCGCCACCUCUGAAAAUCAUUCGUCAUCAGCUCCUGCUGGACCAUCAGAACCCGCCCCACAAGAAUCCCUCCUCCAGUUCUCCCUUAACAACAUCCUGGAGGACGAGGGGGCAGAACCUCGUCCGUCAGCCCCUCGCGCCGCGGACCAGCUAGACUCCCGCCCCUCUGAUUCAAGACACAUCCGGAGGGUGGUGCUGUCUGUCAACGACAAAUGGCACUAUUGUCACAACUCAGACGUGCUGGUGGGUUCUCGAGCCAUGAGGGACCGUCACCUGCGACUGCUGGGAUACGUGAUCCUGCAGCUGCCUUACCAGGACCUUGAAAAACUGAACGGCAUAGAGGAGGUGAAGAUGUACUUGCAGCAGAAGAUCCUUGACAUCCCGUCAUGACUGGGGAGGGGCUGAGUCUAUUUUUUUUUUUUUUUUAAUUGCAAGGGUCACAAAUGGGAAUGUUGAGCAGCAGUUGAGGUCCAUUUAUUUAUUUGUUAAGAGGAUCAUUUAUGAAAUAAAUCAAUUAUAAGCAUCACUGGUCUUUCAUGAUAGUGGCCAUCGCCUUU